Messenger RNA from Maniola jurtina (meadow brown), 548 nucleotides. It is a transcript of the gene Ssb-c31a, whose product is annotated as RNA polymerase II transcriptional coactivator. The record is from RefSeq and is a predicted model, not a curated record. Gene Ontology annotation, molecular function: DNA binding; transcription coactivator activity. The transcript has 2 exons. NCBI's taxonomy places the organism in Eukaryota, Metazoa, Arthropoda, Insecta, Lepidoptera, Nymphalidae. Bases 138 to 452 code for a protein of 104 amino acids. Gene Ontology annotation, cellular component: nucleus; transcription regulator complex. Gene Ontology annotation, biological process: positive regulation of transcription initiation by RNA polymerase II.
AAAAACGUAGCACGAAUAGGUAGUUAUAUUCUCAUUUCUCUUUGCUUCCGGCUUCCCGAAGUUGAAAACAUUCUAUAAAAACUUUUGGAAAAUUAUUAAUUAAUUAACGUUAUUGUAAGGUAUAACCAAAUAAAACUAUGCCAAAAAAUAAAAAGGAAAGUAGUAGCAGCGAUAGCGACGAAGGUCCUGUUGAUCGCAACGAGCCUCCCGAAAAGAAAUCCAAAUCGGGCUCAAGAACAAAUGAUAAAGAACCAACAUGGGUUCUCCAAGGAACGAAAUUAGUCAAGAUUCGAGAAUUUAAGGGAAAAGUGUACAUAGACAUAAGAGAAUUCUAUGAGAAGAAUGGCGAUUUGUUACCAGGCAAGAAAGGAAUCAGUCUGACACCAGAAAUGUGGAGAAAGCUGUUAUCCUUAUCAGAUGAAAUAAAUGAAGCUAUAAGUUCACGCUGUUAAAUGUUAACUGGAGUUCAUAGCUAGAAUUACAUUUUUUCCAUUGAAAAUGCGUUAAGUAAUAAGUUAAUUUUAUGUAAUUAAAAACAUUUCAUCAUU